AGUUGAUUGGAUUGCCAUGAGAUGAACUUGGCGUCGCAUGUGAGUGUGCGAGCAAGUGUGGCAAGUGAUUUAUGAGUCCCCCGUGCUGAUAUGGGAUACGCUAUACGCGAUGGAUAUACAAUAGAUACAAUGUCAUUAGCGUCCUCCUCGAUACAGUAUGCGUUUUGUAGAUGAAAACUCUAUAUUUUGAUUGCCAAUUUUAAAUUAAUCCGAUUGAAAGUAAGGAAAAGUCAUUAAUGUAACAUCAAUAGCGAAAAUGGCUUGAAAGAUAAUUAGUUAUUGCAAAUUAAUACAAAUUUACCUUUUGUUAGCUUAUAAUAAAUAUUUUGCAUUUAUUCAAUUACAUUUUUAAAUUGAUAAAAUUUCAUUUAAAUUUCGAUGCUUUUUACUUAAGAAUAGUCCUAGAUUAUUAAUCCAAAUCCAAGGUUAGGAAAUGAUGAGUAUAUUAUGGCUUUCCAAAUUGCAAAGUAUUGGAGCUCACUGUAUAUUUCCAAACCCCAAAAAAGGCAGGCUCUGGCACUUUAAAAACUAGUAACUUCCGGCACCAUUACCCAUAGAAUUGACAAAAAUUAAAUAAAUUUACACAACUGGAUUUGAUUACGAGAACCCGAGUAGAACCAUGAUACAGCCGACGGAGCAGAUCUUCACGUGUGGGUUCGAGAUCUUUGGACGAGUGCAGGGCGUGUGCCUAAGGAAGCAGACGCGGGAUUUGGCCACUUUGAACAAGGUGCGCGGAUGGGUGAUGAACACGGACGAGGGCACGGUCAAGGGGCAACUGGAGGGCACUCUGCCCAAGGUCAACGAGCUCAAGUUCUGGCUGUUGAAUUUUGGAAGUCCGCGGGCGAUUAUCGAACGGGCGGAGUUCACGCCCACCAAGGAGAUCACCUCGCACUCCUUCAGUCGCUUCUCGAUUCGCUACCACCAUGUUCCCGCCCCGAAAAUGGCCAUUUGAAAUGGAGGACAUAUGUCUAGUAACAAAAUCGUAACUGUGCUGUUCGUUGUAACUGUUCGUUUCGGCCUUUAAAUUGAGCUGCCAAUAGACCCGAGCUGUGCUUCUGCGAACAUCAUUUAUAAACCUCAAAAGUGAAAAACAGGCUGGCUGCCAGCCACUAAUUAAGCCGCACAAAGAAAUGCUCAACGCAAUUACAUAGGGGCUGGCACAUCCACUAUGUAUUUAUAUACAUAUAUAUAUACAAAAGUAUAUACGAGCAUGUGAGAUGACUUGGUUAGACAGACACCUGCAGCUUCAGCUUCAGCUUUAGCUUUAGCCGUAGCUUCAGUUUCAGCUUCGGCUUGGCCACAUUUCCAGUUGAGCGACGCCCCAAACUGGCAAUGAGUUUUUACGACACACAAACAGCAGCCAACAGCCGUGAGUUGAAGCAACAGACAGUACUGGGUAUACGGAAUAUAUAGAAUAACAGCGGAGGGCAACAAAUAUUUAUCGCCAAACACUAGCAAGAGCAGGGAUUGUAAAUUAUGGUUGAAGCUGGAAAAAAUCUUGGAGCUUUAUGUCUAAAUUUUAACGAUAGAAAAUAUAUAUUGGAGAAAUUUCA
Messenger RNA from Drosophila rhopaloa, 1553 nucleotides. RefSeq names its product acylphosphatase-2. Gene Ontology annotation, molecular function: acylphosphatase activity. The transcript has a single exon. The record is from RefSeq and is a predicted model, not a curated record. The coding region runs from base 620 to 952 and encodes 110 amino acids. Lineage: Eukaryota; Metazoa; Arthropoda; Insecta; Diptera; Drosophilidae.